AUGGCUGGCCGUCAGCCAUUGGCUGAGGGGCUAGGCGGCUCUCCUUCACGGAGAUCCUUCUCUCAGUUGUUCUCUCAACCUUCAUCCUCACCCAUACAACUCCGGCCAGUGACUUCCUACAAGGGCGAGGCUGCUGUAAUUUUCUCCAGGGAAGAUGCAGACAGAUUGGCAUCUCCUUUUCGCUGGGCGUUGGUGGGAAAGUUUUCGCAUGGUAGGCCAUCUUUGGAAGAUAUUCGGAAGUUCUUAGCAACAUUGAAUCUGAGGGACCAUGUCUCAGUUAGAUUGCUGGAUUAUCGCCAUGUUCUUAUCAAAUGCUCGGCAGAAGUGGAUUUCAAUAGAUUAUGGACACGAGGGAUUUGGCAAUUGGGUAGGUUUCCCAUGAGAGUGUUUCGAUGGACAAGGGAUUUUCACGUUCAGAAAGAAUCCUCUCUCGCUCCAGUUUGGGUAACAUUACCAGCCUUACCAGUACACUUCUUUGAUAAACAUUCUCUGUUCUCCAUCCUUUCUCCAGUAGGGAAGCCGUUAUUCUUGGAUGCGGCAACGGCAGCGGGUACACGGCCUAGUGUGGCCAGGGUAUGUGUGGAAGUGGAUUUGGUGAAGCCCAUAUGCUCCAGAGUUUGGGUUGCAGUGGAGGGUGAGACAGGUUUCUGGCAGUAG
Molecule: messenger RNA, 657 nt
Organism: Coffea arabica (coffee)
Lineage: Eukaryota; Viridiplantae; Streptophyta; Magnoliopsida; Gentianales; Rubiaceae
Source: RefSeq, a predicted model, not a curated record